AUGGGAGUAGAAGCAAAGUCUAGGCGCCGCAGCAAAAGACUUCGCAAUAUACGUCGACCAAUACACAAAGUCAACCCUAUUCAACGCCAGUCCCUCCGAAUCGCGAUCAAAAGGAGCCUUGAGGAUGCUGAAUCCUUCAGCCAUGUUGGUCGAGAUGUAAUUGCAAUUCGAGGAUCCCCUUCGCCGAUCGAAGAUCUCGACACAACCAUUGUUGACAAUGUCAUAGAAGUACAAGACUUGUCUGAUUUGUCCAACGGCAUUCCCAGUGGGCAGCCAGGCUGGUAUAAAAUACGGCGUAUUGUUGGACAGAGGCUAGCCUAUUACCUCGUCGAGUGGGAGGGUAUCGAUCCGGCUACAGGGCAGAAUUUUCCAGUUGAGUUCGUCUACCAAUCGGACGUCAACGGCCCCGCUCGUCGUGAAUGGCAUGCACUUCAGAAUGCCGGAAAGCUGAGGCGUGCUCGGUGCGGAACUCUAAUCCUCGAGGAUGCGAAAGAAUCAGUAGUUUAUGAGGAGGCAUGGAAACGGAGCAUCCGGAGAUCUUGUGCGUUGUCAUGA
Molecule: messenger RNA, 555 nt
Organism: Pestalotiopsis fici W106-1
Lineage: Eukaryota; Fungi; Ascomycota; Sordariomycetes; Amphisphaeriales; Sporocadaceae
Exons: 2
Coding region: 1-555 (184 amino acids)
Source: RefSeq, a predicted model, not a curated record